Molecule: messenger RNA, 350 nt
Organism: Rotaria sp. Silwood1
Lineage: Eukaryota; Metazoa; Rotifera; Eurotatoria; Philodinida; Philodinidae
Source: the annotation of a GenBank genome assembly
AUGUCAUCAACAAUGAAGCUGCAACGUGUUAUUCUGGUUAUUGGUGCAAAUAAAGGCAUUGGUUUUGAAGUCAUCAAGAAACUUGUUCAGCAGCCAUCGUCGACUAGCAACGAUCUUAUUCUUCUUGGUAGUCGUGAUUUGAAACGUGGGAAAGAUGCACUUUCACAGUUGGGUUCUCCAACAAACGUAUACCUUCUUCAGUUAGAUACAUCGUCAAAAGAGAGCAUCUCUUAUGCCACCAAUGAAAUUAGACAAAAGUACGGGGGUCAAUUGGACGUAAUUAUCAACAAUGCGGCUAUUAUACCAAAAGAUGAUUCUGUUGAGGCUGCUCGAGAAACACUGGCUACCAA